CCGCAACCGCAACCGCAGCGUCUCGUUGUUCUCCGAGCCGCAGCCCCAGUCACAGUACGCGCACUCGCGGCUUGAUUCAUUCGGCAGGUAUAGCACGACGGAAACCUUUGUGUUCGAGAUGGAGGAGGAUAUCCAGGAGAGGAAGAGGUUGCGUAUUCCAGUUCCGAAGUAUGAUGCUUUCAGCAGCGGGGAGCCGUCACCUGAUCCUAGUCUGGUGCCGUCGAAGUCGUAUCUGGAGACCUGGCGUUCACGACCAAAAAUGGAAGCGCUAGAACUGAAGGAGACGGAGGAGAAUGGGAAUGGGGAGGGGGAGAGCAGCGAAGAAAAGCAGAAUAUCGCGGUUAAGAAAAUUAUGGAUGAUGCAUUGGGCAAUGUUACCGAAGAUGUCCAGGGGGGCCAAUAACCGGGACGAAACUAUCACUUCCCAGAACUCGCCGGCGGACAAGACCAGGGAUUGAAAAGU
Thermothelomyces thermophilus ATCC 42464 is the source of this 463-nucleotide messenger RNA. RefSeq lists its product as uncharacterized. The transcript has a single exon. The coding region runs from base 119 to 403 and encodes 94 amino acids. NCBI's taxonomy places the organism in Eukaryota, Fungi, Ascomycota, Sordariomycetes, Sordariales, Chaetomiaceae. The record is from RefSeq and is a predicted model, not a curated record.